Molecule: messenger RNA, 4246 nt
Organism: Gadus chalcogrammus (walleye pollock)
Lineage: Eukaryota; Metazoa; Chordata; Actinopteri; Gadiformes; Gadidae
Product: S-adenosylhomocysteine hydrolase-like protein 1
Exons: 17
Coding region: 294-1946 (550 amino acids)
Biological process (GO): L-methionine cycle
Cellular component (GO): cytosol
Source: RefSeq, a predicted model, not a curated record
ACCAGGUGACAGCUGAUCCUGACUGCUCAUCCAGACCACAGCACGCAGCACAAGUUUUAAUAGACGGGAACAGUACCGCACGCUGUCCUCGUCUAACUCUGGCAUACACACUUACUUCACUACCUUAGUUUAUUAGAUAGCUCUUCAUUCCGUGUCGUCGACCCCGUUACCCGGCCCGGUGCCCCCCCCCGGCUUGUUCAUCCUGGUUGACUCCUAAAAUCGCUGCAAAGAUAUCGUUAGCUUCUAGCGUUAUACCCAUCAGCCGAAUAACGAGAGAUAUUAAAAUCGUCAGCAUGUCCGAUUCCACAGUGGACGCGAAGUUGGAGUUGAAACAGGCCAGCAAAGAUGUGAAGGAGAGCGAAAACGUGGCGGAGAAAUAUUCAGCCAUGACCGUCAGCAAGAACAGCGAGCUGACCAUGGGCGAGCUGUCCUCCGUGCUGAGCGCUGUCCCGACCCACAAGCCUGUGAAGAAGCAAAUCCAGUUUGUGGAGGACAAGCAGGAGUUCAGCAAGUUCCCCACCAAGACAGGACGUCGCUCGCUGUCUCGCUCCAUCUCCCAGUCCUCCACCGACAGCUACAGCUCUGCUGCCUCCUACACAGACAGCUCAGACGAUGAGACGUCCCCGCGGGACAAGACGCAGGUCAACUCCCGGGGCAGCACCGACUUCUGCGUCAAGAACAUCAAACAAGCAGAGUUCGGCCGCCGGGAGAUCGAGAUCGCUGUACAAGAUAUGUCAGCACUUAUAUCUCUCAGGAAGAGGGCACAGGGUGAGAAACCGCUUGCAGGUGCCAAAAUCGUUGGGUGCACCCACAUCACUGCCCAGACUGCAGUUCUGAUCGAGACUCUGGUAUCCCUGGGUGCACAAUGCCGCUGGACGGCGUGUAACAUAUAUUCCACCCAGAACGAGGUGGCUGCUGCCCUCUCAGAGAGGGGUGUGCCAGUCUUUGCCUGGAAGGGAGAGUCUGAAGAUGACUUCUGGUGGUGCAUUGACCAGUGUGUCAACACAGAGGGAUGGCAGCCAAACAUGAUACUAGAUGAUGGAGGGGAUUUGACCCACUGGGUGUAUAAGAAAUACCCCAACGUGUUCAAGAAGAUUAGGGGCAUUGUAGAGGAGAGUGUCACCGGAGUUCACAGGUUGUACCAGUUGUCUAAAGCAGGAAAGCUGUGUGUGCCGGCGAUGAACGUCAACGAUUCUGUAACAAAGCAGAAGUUUGACAACCUCUACUGCUGCCGGGAAUCCAUCCUGGAUGGGCUGAAGAGAACCACGGAUGUCAUGUUCGGAGGAAAGCAGGUCGUUGUUUGUGGUUACGGAGAGGUGGGGAAGGGUUGCUGUGCAGCGCUCAAGGCUCUGGGCAGCGUGGUCUGCAUUACGGAGAUCGAUCCCAUCUGUGCCCUGCAGGGCUGCAUGGACGGCUUCAGGGUGGUGAAGCUGAGCGAGGUGGUCCGCCACGUGGACGUCAUCAUCACGUGCACCGGGAAUAAAAAUGUGGUGACCAGAGAGCAGCUGGACCGAAUGAAGAACGGCUGUAUCGUCUGCAACAUGGGCCACUCCAAUACGGAGAUUGACGUGGCGAGCAUGCGGACCCCUGAGCUGACCUGGGAGAGGGUCCGCUCCCAGGUGGACCAUGUGAUCUGGCCUGAUGGCAAGAGAGUCAUCCUCCUGGCUGAGGGACGUCUGCUCAACCUCAGCUGUUCAACCGUACCCACCUUUGUGCUGUCCAUCACAGCCACUACCCAGGCGCUGGCGCUCAUCGAGUUGUAUAACGCACCUGAGAGCCGAUACAAACAGGACGUGUACUUACUCCCCAAAAAGAUGGAUGAAUAUGUUGCUAGCUUGCACCUGGCAACUUUUGACGCCCACUUGACCGAGCUCUCGGAUGAACAGGCGAAGUACUUGGGCCUUAACAAGAACGGCCCCUUCAAGCCAAACUACUACAGGUAUUAGCUGUUGUGGAUAAAUCACAUCUCAGCCGAUUCCACUUGGACAAUGCUUAAAUGAACCCUGAACAGAAAAACAUCCUUGACAUAGAACUUUAGUUCUGUGUCGUUUUCAUACAAGGGCUGGGCGAUGAUGCAAUAUCAUUGUUAAUUCAUCCAGGUAAUAUUUUCAUGCACAAUUUGUUAUAUUAUUCUAAAUGUGAAUAUUAUAAGGAUUACGUACCCUGAAUAUCAUCGUUACAUGAUUAUAUGAUAUUUCAAAUAUUUCUUUGAAGGAAAUAUAUCAACUUACCCUAAAAUUACAUAUAUUACAUGUAUAUGUAACAAAACCUAAAUUUCAGUCUUGACUGUAGGUCAAAAAUGACUACUAAAAAACGUUUGCGAUGAUAUGUCGAUAAGGCGUCCGUGUAUACCCAACUUUGUAAUAUCACCCAGCCCCACACCAAACUAUUCCAUGGAGAAUCAUCUCUAUUGUGGUUUUGGCCAUCUCCAUUUUUGCGUAGAGUUCUAAAUAUAUUGUGCCAAAUGUGUGUGUGGGGGGGGGGCGAUGGUUGCAAAAGCCAGUGGGUACAAACAAGCUCACACUUGAAACACAUUCCGUUAUGAAGGAUGCCGUCUUUAAUGAAACUAUGAUCGUUUCUUCAAAUCUUAUUGUAGAAAAGAGCAAUCAACAUACUUCUGAUGUUUUAAAAUGCCUCACGAGAUAAAGGAUUACCUGCAUCCCGGCACAUUCAGCUAUCUAAAAGGAUGUAUUAAUAUAUUUUGAUCACAUCUUUCCUAUUUUCUGUAUAUUCUGUAGUCAUUUUACUUACACACUUAUCUAUUAAUUACAAUAUUUAAAGGUUUUGUCCAAAAAAAUGGACUAUGGACUUUAUAGAAAGCAUCCAUAAGGGAACACAUGCACACAAUAUAGACGCGUCAGCUAACCUAGCUGAUUAUUUUACCAUGAACAAGAUUACACUCUUAGACAGAACAUUACACUUGCUGUAUUUAGUCAUAGGAGGCUGUUAUGAAUGACCAUUUACAUAUUAGAUUUCAUUUAAAGUUCAAAUAUUAUAAGCAUAGUAAUUAAAGUGUAUUUUCUAGAAUUAUAUUUGGUUGAUGGACAGAUUGAAUUGUAUUGGCUUGCUUUUGUGUCAUCAGUUUCACAGCUUUUUAAUGGCAUUAUUAGUUUUUACAGCGUUUAUUUUAAUCUGCUCAUUUGAUGAUUUCGAGAUGCUUUUGAAACUUAAUAACGUGUCUACUUGACACCUGGUCUAUUUUAACUAUCCAAUAAUUGUAUUUUUGGAGAUGUAUUACUUCACAUGUGUUAUGUUGACUGAAUGUUAAGCCCAUUCACAUGUCAUCUAUGCCCUGUUCCAACCUGGUGAACAUUAAACUGUCAACCUGGUAUUCAGUUGCAAAACGCCUAACAGAAAAAGAGAUUAAACAUAACCAAUAUGCACUCAAUCUGCUGUAGUUGCAAAAUAAAUUGAGCGGAGACAGCAGUUUUUAAAAGCCGAAUGCAACUAGAAUCUAGACUGAUGUCCUUGUUGUGCGAUGUGGGUGAAGAAUUGGUGUGCUUUUCUCCUAUAGGUCACCUAUUUGUAGUGCUUGCGUGUUACUUUCCUGCUUACACUUAAAGUCCUAGGGCGUUACAGCCACGAACAGGCGCGUGCAAACUAUGAUGGCAGUGAAAUAAGGUGGUUGGCAUGGUAACUGGUGAGGUGACAGAAGAAGUGCCUUCUGACUCACUCACCAUUACUCAUUCAUCAUGUUCCAUCGUGUCCUUAAUAGAAGAAAGCCUCCCUAGUUGCAAUUCUCUAAUUCAGUAUUGGCUGUGCGGCAUUGUGUAAAAACUGUUAUGUCAUCGAAGAUGUUUUAGUUUUUAGAGCUGGAACUGUUUUAGUUUUCUACUUGAGUGAAUGUAUACAUUACUAGGAAUACAAUUUGUACACAUUUUAGAUAUAUUUACAAAUGUUCAUACAUCUUAUUCUUCAUGUUAUUUUAAAGUAUAAAAGCCCCUGGUUUCAAGUGUUUUUCUUUUUUGUUCACAUUUGAUUGUGUACAUCUCCAUUCAUAUGUUAUACUAAGGUUGCAGCGGUAUUUAAAUAAUGUAUCACUUUGUAUGCUGAUAAAUGUGGGUGCACUUAUACAGAUACUUUCAAUACAGAUACUUUCAAUGCAAUUCAGUGUUUGAUCUGUAUUACAAACAAGCCAUUGUUUAUAUGUCAAUGAUUCAUGUACUUUUCUCUUUAAUCCUGCCAUUUGAUGUACACGUAUCCCUUUAAUAAACCACUAGACGCAAUUUGACUCAUGGUAAUCGGA